GUGUAUUGUGGGUAGAGUUCUGUUGCCACCGGGUUGUUGUGGUUGGGUUCAUUGCUGCUGGCGCUGAAAGGACGCGGACAAAAUGCCCGAGCGAGAUAGCGAGCCGUUUUCCAAUCCUUUGGCCCCAGAUGGCCACGAUGUGGACGAUCCUCACUCCUUCCACCAAUCUAAGCUCACCAAUGAAGACUUUAGAAAACUUCUCAUGACCCCAAGGGCUGCACCUACUUCUGCACCACCCUCUAAAUCACGUCAUCAUGAGAUGCCAAGGGAGUAUAAUGAGGAUGAAGAUCCAGCUGCAAGGAGGAGAAAAAAGAAAAGUUAUUAUGCAAAGCUCCGUCAGCAAGAAAUUGAGAGAGAGAGAGAGCUAGCAGAGAAGUACCGGGACCGGGCCAAGGAACGGAGAGAUGGAGUGAACAAAGAUUAUGAGGAAACUGAGCUCAUCAGCACCACAGCAAAUUACAGGGCUGUGGGCCCUACUGCUGAGGCGGACAAAUCAGCUGCUGAGAAAAGAAGACAGUUGAUCCAGGAGUCCAAAUUCUUGGGUGGUGACAUGGAACACACCCAUUUGGUGAAAGGCUUGGAUUUUGCCCUCCUUCAAAAGGUACGAGCUGAGAUUGCCAGCAAGGAGAAAGAAGAGGAAGAACUAAUGGAAAAGCCUCAGAAGGAAACCAAGAAAGAUGAAGAUCCUGAGAACAAAAUUGAAUUUAAAACACGUUUAGGCCGUAAUGUUUACCGAAUGCUCUUUAAGAGCAAAGCCUAUGAGAGGAAUGAGCUGUUCCUGCCGGGCCGCAUGGCUUAUGUGGUGGACCUAGAUGAUGAGUAUGCAGACACAGAUAUCCCCACCACUCUUAUCCGAAGCAAGGCUGAUUGCCCCACCAUGGAGGCCCAGACCACACUGACAACAAAUGACAUUGUCAUCAGCAAGCUCACACAAAUCCUCUCCUACUUGAGGCAGGGCACUCGUAACAAGAAGCUCAAGAAGAAAGAUAAAGGGAAGCUGGAAGAGAAGAAACCUCCCGAGGCUGACAUGAAUAUAUUUGAAGACAUUGGAGACUACGUACCUUCCACAACCAAGACACCACGGGACAAAGAGCGGGAGAGAUAUCGAGAACGGGAACGUGAUCGUGAAAGGGACAGAGAUCGUGACAGAGAGCGGGAGCGAGAACGAGAGCGGGAGCGAGAACGGGAGCGAGACCGUGAGAGAGAGGAGGAAAAGAAGAGACAUAGCUACUUUGAAAAGCCAAAAGUGGAUGAUGAGCCCAUGGAUGUUGACAAAGGGCCUGGAUCUGCCAAGGAUUUAAUCAAGUCCAUCAAUGAAAAGUUUUCUGGGUCCACUGGCUGGGAAGGCACCGAAUCGCUGAAGAAGCCAGAGGACAAGAAGCAGCUUGGAGAUUUCUUUGGGAUGUCCAACAGUUAUGCUGAAUGCUACCCAGCCACAAUGGAUGACAUGGCUGUGGACAGUGAUGAGGAAGUGGAUUACAGCAAAAUGGACCAGGGUAACAAGAAGGGCCCUUUAGGCCGCUGGGACUUUGACACCCAGGAGGAAUACAGUGAAUAUAUGAACAACAAAGAGGCUUUGCCCAAAGCUGCAUUCCAGUAUGGCAUCAAGAUGUCAGAAGGGCGAAAGACUAGGCGCUUUAAGGAAACAAAUGACAAGGCAGAACUUGAUCGUCAGUGGAAGAAGAUUAGUGCAAUCAUUGAGAAGAGGAAGAAAAUGGAAGCUGAUGGGGUUGAGGUCAAAAGACCAAAAUAUUAAUCUCCAGUGUCUUGUAAAAAGAAUAUUUACAAACAAGGAUGUAUGUCCUAUUACUCUUUCUUCAGUUUCCAGAAGAGUAGAGGUGGUUGUUUUUUUGUUUUGUUUUGUUUUUGUGAAUGUUUGUAAACUCUUACUGUGUAAUUAUUUGGAUCCAUUAAAAUUGGUUAACUUGGGACACAAGUGGUGAAGUACAUGCCUUGAGUGUGAGGCCCUAGGGCCAAUCCCUGAUUUCACAUUGCCAUCUUUCCCCUAGCACUUCUGAUAGUGGCCCUAAUGGAACUCUGAACAUCUCCAGGAGUAGUAAAUAAAGUAAAUAA
This is a messenger RNA of Suncus etruscus (white-toothed pygmy shrew), 2073 nucleotides long. RefSeq names its product IK cytokine (gene IK). Bases 83 to 1756 code for a protein of 557 amino acids. Gene Ontology annotation, biological process: mRNA splicing, via spliceosome. The transcript is spliced from 20 exons. NCBI's taxonomy places the organism in Eukaryota, Metazoa, Chordata, Mammalia, Eulipotyphla, Soricidae. Gene Ontology annotation, cellular component: nucleus. The record is from RefSeq and is a predicted model, not a curated record.